Messenger RNA from Culex pipiens pallens (northern house mosquito), 2408 nucleotides. RefSeq names its product U3 small nucleolar RNA-associated protein 25 homolog. Gene Ontology annotation, molecular function: U3 snoRNA binding; rRNA binding. The transcript has a single exon. Gene Ontology annotation, biological process: maturation of SSU-rRNA from tricistronic rRNA transcript (SSU-rRNA, 5.8S rRNA, LSU-rRNA). Bases 112 to 2391 code for a protein of 759 amino acids. Gene Ontology annotation, cellular component: nucleolus; small-subunit processome. The record is from RefSeq and is a predicted model, not a curated record. Lineage: Eukaryota; Metazoa; Arthropoda; Insecta; Diptera; Culicidae.
GCAUUUGUUUACGUUCGCAGUUGAAUCCGCACCAAAUCGAGCGCACCAUGUUAUUCGUUGUGGUUAAAAGUUUUCAUCAAUUAUUUUUUUAAUUGAAACAAAAGUGCAACCAUGGUCAACAAACACCACAAACCCUCGGGCGGCAAACGCGGCCGCGGUCGCCCCGUCCUCACACCGGCCAUGAAGAAGCAGCAGCGCAAGGAGCGCGCCCAGCGGGCACCGGUCUCGCGCUUCCGGAAGAACCUGCGCCACAUGGAGCGCAGCAAGGAAGCGAUGGAAGCGCUGCGUCGGCAGCAGGAUGCUGAAGUCAAGUACAAACGGAAGAUGAAUGGGGCGGUGGAGGAGGAGCAGGAGCUGGCGGCGAUGGGUAGUGAUGGCGAGGAAGCCGGGGAGGACGACCACUUUGACGUGCUGGUGAAGACGUUGAACAGUGGCCGGAAGGGGGCGGAUCGGCGGGAGGCGGCGAUUGAGAGUGACGAGAGUGAGGAGGAGGAGGAGGAAGAGGACGAUCAAGCAGCGGAAGUUGAAGAGGAGGAGGAUGAGGAGAUGGAUGAUGGUUCUGAGGUUGAGGAAGAGUCCAGUGGGGAAGAGGGCGAGGAGGAGGAGGGGGACGAAGAGGAGAAGGACGAAGAGUCGGAUCCUUACUUGAACCACAUUAGUUACAACAUUAGUCCGCAGAUGCUGGAAUCGGUGUCGGCCAACCCGGCCGUCACGAACAAGAGCACCAUCGCCUUUGGCCGGUUGGGACAGCUGAUGGUGGAGAUUCCGAAGGAUCGUAGCAAGGAAGCGAAGGGUGCGACGUUGCUGGAUGACGACGAGAAGUACGCGCCGGAAGGGACCGUUCCGAAGGCAUUGAAUCCGGAAAAGUUGGAUGUGAAGAAGCUGUUUAUAAAGGAAAAGAUUCAACGGAACUUAGAGGAUCCGGUCUUCAACAAACUGCAAGCGGAAUGCUUCUCAAUUUUGAACAACUAUCAGGACUUGUACUUUCCUGGGAGGAAUCUGGACAACGGGUCGGAUCUUCAGAUGGUUUACUGCCUGCACGCCCUGAACCACAUUCUGAAGUCGACGUCGAAGAUCUUGCACCACAAUUUGAAGCUGGCGGAAGCAAAGGGAAAAAAGAAGAAAAAAGUCGCGACGGUUCUGGAGUACCGUGACCAAGGUCUGGUUCGCCCAAAGGUCCUGAUCGUGGUCCCGUUCCGCAGUGCGGCUUUGAAGAUCGUCGACACGAUUCAGCGCCUCUUCACCGGGGAUGACCCCAAGCUGGUGACCAACUACAAACGCUUCCAGUCCGAGUACGGCGGUGAAACGCUGGCUUUCCCAAAGGUCAACCCCAAGCCCGAGGAUUACGAGCGGACAUUCGCGGGCAACACCGACGACAACUUCCGGAUCGGCAUCUCGUUCAGCAAAAGUUCGAUGAAACUGUACACAAAGUACUACAAUUCGGACCUGAUUCUUGCCUCUCCGCUGGGACUCCGGAUGACCAUCGGCGCCGAGGGCGAAUCCGAGCGGGACUUUGACUUCCUCUCAUCUAUCGAACUUCUAAUCCUAGACCAAGCGGAAAUCUGCCUCGCCCAGAACUGGGACCACGUGCUGCAUCUGAUGGACCACCUUCACCUGCAACCCCAAUCUACCGAGCACACCGACUUCUCCCGCGUCCGCUACUGGUGCCUCAACGGAUGGUCCCGCUUCUACCGACAAACCCUGCUCCUUUCCUCCCACGACCUCCCCGAAUUUCGCUCCAUCUUCAACAACAAAUGCGCCAACUACCACGGCAAGGCCCGCGUCGCCAACCCCGUCAAAACCGGCUCAAUCCGGCACGCCAUUGUCCCGCUUCCCCAAACCUUCCACCGCAUCGAAGUGCCCUCCCUCGAAGCGUCCUACGACGCCAAGUUCGCCCACUUCACCACCGUCCUCCUGCCCCAACUCCGCUCCGUCACGAUGGCACGCACCCUUAUCUUCAUCCCGUCCUACUUCGACUACGUCCGGCUGCGCAACUACUUCAAAAAGGAAGAGCUCAACUUUGUACAAAUCUGCGAGUACUCCAAGGACGGCAAAAUCGCCCGCGCCCGGGACAUGUUCUUCCACGGCAGUGCCCACUUUAUGCUCUACUCCGAACGCUCGCACUUCUUCCGGCGGACGCGGAUCAAGGGCAUCCGCCACCUGGUCUUCUACCAGCUUCCUCAAUUCCCCCAGUUUUACCCAGAGAUGAUCAACCUGAUGGCGGACGAGUACCAGAACAAGCACGACGGAGUGGACGCGAGCUCGAUGACGGUUACGGCGCUCUAUACGAAGUAUGAUUUGCUGAGGCUUUCGGCGGUCAUUGGGACGCAGCAGGCGGCCAAAUUGGCCGGAAGUGCGCGGGCGGCGCACACGUUUACCACGCAGAAAUAAACGAUUGUUGAUUUGAA